This is a messenger RNA of Bolinopsis microptera, 6405 nucleotides long. RefSeq lists its product as uncharacterized. Gene Ontology annotation, biological process: multicellular organism development; protein phosphorylation; positive regulation of kinase activity. The coding region runs from base 29 to 5623 and encodes 1864 amino acids. The transcript is spliced from 32 exons. Lineage: Eukaryota; Metazoa; Ctenophora; Tentaculata; Lobata; Bolinopsidae. Gene Ontology annotation, molecular function: transmembrane receptor protein tyrosine kinase activity; ATP binding; protein binding. The record is from RefSeq and is a predicted model, not a curated record. Gene Ontology annotation, cellular component: signaling receptor complex; plasma membrane.
AUUUGUUAGGCAUGUCUGAUAGUCAUAGAUGACAAUGAAAUGGUUCUUAAAAACCCUUCUUUUGUUUCUGUGUACUUUUGGAUCUGUGACGUGUAUGAUUGAUAGAAUAGAUGUCUUGAUUCAUCCUAAGAUAUCAGAGGAGCACGUUACAACAAGUAUCACUUUGACAUGUGCUGCCUACUAUGUUAAUUCUGAGUCAUUUGAUGUCAAUGUGGACGUGCAAUGGUACUUUGUAAAGGAAACUGAAGAUAACAGUACAGUGGCAAAAUCUUCUAUUAUCACCUCAAAUACCCGAUCAAGCAAUGGUCGUCUCAUGUUUGAAAUGUCGGAAGUCAGAAACUCAACCGUGUCUUUCCUGUACGCAUCUGGGGAAUACAAUGGCGACUAUUACUGUAUUGUGUCCAAAAUAGGAUUAACAGCUCAAUCCAAUAGCGCUACCUACAGAUAUGGUGGAAGUGAUUCUGAGACAUUUAUUGUUGAACCAAGUUUCUCAAGCUCAACUCAGUCUACAACACAGACACUUACAUGUCAGACAGACGAUCUUUUGGCAGAGACUCCUGAAAUUGAAUGGUUUUACCAUAAAGACAAUAGAACCAAAUACAAUUUGAAUAAUAACGAGUAUGCGCCAUACAAUCUAAACUUAUUCAACAUUUACUCUGAAGGAGUGCGGAAAUCUGUCCUAGAAUUAGUGUACGCUUCUGAGAACUAUAAUGGUGAAUAUUAUUGUAUCGCAAAGUUCAGUGAACAAAAACAGACUUCUAGCAGAUCAGCUGUUUACAAAUAUGCUGUAAGUGAAGACACUGAUACGUUUCAAUUUGUGGUGUCGUUGUCCUUACUGGUGGGAGGAGAGAUUCAUUUUGAUGGGUCUCCUGUUUACGCUGAUGACGGACUAAGCGGUCCUGUCUCAUUACAGUGCAUGGAUUCCACAUUCAGUGAAAAAAUAAUGAUAGAAAAGAACUACACAUGGAUCUUUUCAACAGGGGCGGACGAUGACGAUCUGAAAGAGCUAGUUUCCAACAAUCUCUAUCAAAUAUCUGACCAUGGCUUCUUAAAUGUGUUAGAAUUUCAGUUCUCCUCCACAGAUUAUGUCGGUAACUACAGAUGUCUUAUCGUUGGAGUAACGGAAGAUGGAGAGGCUGUUUUUGGGGUGAGUGAUAAGUUCGUGUACAUGUACAACGGUGAGAUGGUAACCCCUCAGUUCCUGGUGGAACCCAGCUUUGCUGUGGAUAGCAUCACACAGCUGGUUACAGAGAGUGGCAUUUCUCUGACUUGUAAAGUUACUCAGCCUGCGUUUUAUCCUCCAGUUAAAAUAACGUGGUACAGGGGCUCUGCUGGGUUCUCACGUGUUCCUAUUCUCCCUGGUAACAUCGCUAACAUGUACUCCCUGAACGAGGACGAUAGCGUGCUCACAUUCCUGCAGUACUCGUCCUACAAUAACGGUACAUACCACUGUGAGGCUAGUAAUAGUCAGGGGAUCACUACUAGUAGGGAGGCGCUCUACCAGUACGGGGAUUACAUCAAGAUCACCUCGAACGUAACAACAGAAGGGCAGCUGUACCUGGAGUGUGACUACAGUGUAGCUAACUCAGCUGAUAGUGAGAGAAGCAGGGUCACGUGGUUGUUUGAGAGCAGUCCUGGGCAGUUCGGUCCGCUGGAUUCUAACAAAACAUCUGUUGACAAUGACAACUCAAGUUCUAUCUCUACCCUUACAUUCCUGGAUAUGAGUAUGAAGGAGGUGGGAAGGUACAAGUGUGUCUUCUCUAAAACUACUAAAGAGAACAAGAACAAGUGGGCUUAUGGAUUCUACACUAUCUCAGCGUGCUCGCUGACCCUGAACACAGAUUCCCCCGUGCUCGACUCUGGUGAAGAACUAUUACUCCGAUGCUCUUGCGUCGUGUCCGAAACAGAAAACACCACAUUUUACUUCUACAAAGACAGAGUGGGUGAGAGUGACCAGGAUAUCAGGGAGAGAUAUGAGGGUGAGGAUGAUCUCCACAGGAUGGAGUUCACUGAAUUGAAAGCAGGAUUGCAGUUCAGGAUACCGUUUGCACGUGUAGUGGACUCGGGGAUCUACGAGUGUGGUUAUCAGAUUGAAGGGGAGGAACAGCGAAGCUUUGUGGAGUCUGCUAUUGAUAUCACUGUACAGGGUGAUACGACAGUGUUCGAGAAUUCACCCUUCGGCUACGACAAGUACGACAUCAGCAUGGGCUUAUGGCAGCCGAUUAUAAUCAACCACAACGAUGCCAAAGUGACAGCCACCCAAGGUUUUGAUCAUUUGGUUGUCCCCGUGGUGGUGGCAAGCGUGCCCCAGUUUCUUGAUGACUCAGUGUUAAGUGUGCAAGUUAGCUGUCCCACUCAGCAGCCCUUGUACAGUGAAUGGUUUGUCCUGUACUGCAUUGAUUUGGGUUUGGGAACUGAAAAUAACGAGGGUAGAGUCAGAGAUGGUAGUUCGGACUAUAAUCUUCAAAGUCUGAGAUUUACCUUUUUCCAUGAUCAUGAUUCCCCCGGGAUUCCCCCCGCCAUUCUGGACUACUUGGAACCGCAGUACAACUACACCUACACACUUAACUAUACGAUGGCUGAAGGCGCAACUCUCCCGUCCUACUACCCAACUCAGUUGCCAUUAACCAUGCAUUUCCCGAGUUACGAAGACGCUGUUGUUGCCCCUUCAGCAAAGUACACGGUGCUCUCCAUGGCCUAUAACGACUAUCAGUACCUACGUAACGAUCCCUGGAUUGAUCGCUACCUCAAAUGUGUAGUUUGUCAGACAACUGGAGAAUUUAAGACGAAAUGCCCGUUUGGGGUCCACAAAGACAAUAUCGAGCCCAUCUGGAGCUUUGGAAACGGAACUGAAGUCGAACUGCCGACUGAUUUUUUGGAGAUUUUCGGUCUUCACGAGUUAAAAAUAAAGAAGGUGGACAUGUCGCUGGGACAGCAGUUCAUCUGCACCUUCGAGUAUACAGAUCAAAUAACUCAGACACCCACAAAACGAUCCGCCUCACAAGACGUUAUCGUCGAAGCAAGGGAACCUCUGGUGCUAGCUUCAGAACACAAUGAGCUGCCUUUGAGACAGACAGUUUAUGAAGAUUUCAAACUUGAAGUUUAUCUCGAUAUUACCAUGAGACAGAGUUUGUUUGAGGAAAUAAUUGAAGUGAAAUGGGGUACAGUAAACGGGGAAGAAACAGAAUGGCUCCCUAGCAAUGAUACCAGGCAAAAUAACAACUGGGAAACAAAGCGAUUGUCGUACGAGAUAAAGAACUUUACUGAAAAUACUACCUACGUUUGUCAUGUAUCAUAUCUAGAUCGCCAGAUGGCUAUCAAGAUUCCUGUUCAAACGAUCGUUAAACCCCCGCCAGUCUCAGAAAUUACAGAAAACAUUACGAACGAAUCCUUGACAUUCAGCUGGGAACCAGCUGUAAAUGAUGACAACAACUACUUUAUUCACUACCAGGUGACAGUAACAAGCGAAUCAGCAGCAAGCUACAUCACGGAGGAGCCAAUCACAAUUAAGAGCGAUGACACACGUGACCCAAGUGUAACAGUGGGAGCAGAGUUUGUGAAACCUUUCUCAGCAUACAGUGUUAUGGUUGUGGCUGUGUAUGAAGCGGGAACCAGUCUACAGCAGACGCACUCUUAUAGAACUGAGGAAACUGUACCUGACGCACCCAUCCUCGACAACACUCUGAUGAUAAAUCAGCACCCCGACUCUGAUAUGUAUUAUACUGAACUUAAAAUAGAUGCCCCGAGAGAGGGUAUAAAAGGAAUAAUUAUUGAGUACAAACUGGUGUUUUUGAGUAAGAAGGCCGGGAAUAAUAUGUCGAAGAGGAGACGGAGGGAGGCUUCUGAAGAAGAGGAGAUAAUUAAUACCAUUCUGUUGAACAUCGAAAACAAGGAGCUGAAAGACAAUUUCAAAGAAGAUGGCAGUUUUGAUGGCAUCGUUAACCUCACAGUUGUAGAUAAAGCUGCAAAAAUCAACGCAGUAAGAAUAUCAGCAAGAACCAGUGCUGGUUGGGGACCUCCCAGUGAACCACCAGUGACCAACUCGGUCUACUAUAAAAAUCAGAGCAAUAAGUGGGUCUACAUCGUGGUAGUGUUGGUCAUCAUGUUUGCGAUUGGUCUUGGUAUCGCGCUCUUCUGUUACAUCAAACGGCACAACCAGGUCAAGAAAAUAAUAAAAACGCAGUACAACCCGCUUUAUCCCCUCAUGAGAAGUGUAGUUCCGGACCAGUGGGAGAUAAACCCAGACGAUAUGAAACUGAGCACCCUGCUGGGUGAGGGGGCCUUUGGUCGGGUCAUGAAGGGGGCCAUGCUCAAAGAUGGCAAGUCGACCAUGGUGGCUGUUAAAAUGCUCAAAGAAGAGUCGAAUAGCGAGCAGGAGGCUGAGGCACUUUGGAAGGAGAUUGCAUUAAUGAAGAAGGUCGGGUCACACCCCUACAUAGUAAACAUAAUCGGGUGUGUCACCGUGAAGCCUCCUGUCUGUUUACUGGUAGAAUAUGUCCCCAACGGGGAUCUACAGACAUACUUGCGAUCAUUACGAACGAAGUUCGAGAAAAAUCACUCUCGAAACAUCAGAAAAAUCUCUUCUAAUAUCGCCAACUCGGCCAGUAAAAGUAAACAGAAUGGUGGCUCAUCAAACAGGGACACAGACCCGUUAGAAGACCUCCCAACAUUUGCUCCAGCUGGUAGUCCGAACGAGUAUGUAAACCUUAAGAGCCCUGAUCCAGCCUACAUUAACCUUCAGGGAGUAGAUAUGGAGCCCAGAAGCGAGAUCCUAACUAGCAGUCACAUGUUGAACAUGAUGUACCAAAUAGCUUGCGGCAUGCAAUAUCUGUGUUACAAAAACAUAAUCCACCGUGAUCUGGCGGCCCGAAACAUCCUAGUCGGGCAAGACAUGACAGUGAAAGUAUCAGACUUUGGUCUUGCUAGGGACAUGUACCUGGAAGGACAAUACAUGAUGAACCCCAGGGGCCGUGUUCCCUUCAAGUGGAUGAGCCCUGAGGCACUCUUCGACCUCAAGUUCACUUCCAAAUCCGACGUCUGGUCGUACGGCGUCCUGCUGUGGGAGAUAGUGACUCUAGGCAGCUCACCCUACCCUGGUAUUGAGCCAGCUAAACUCUGUAAGUUAUUAAAGCGAGGCUACAGAAUGGAGCGACCAGACGGUUGUUCUCUGGAGAUAUACGAUAUUAUGAAGGACUGCUGGCAGGAGGACCCUGAUCUCAGGCCACCAUUCGACGAUCUGUCUCAUACUAUUCAGCAGCUCAUGAACCUUGAUUCCGUGGAUUAUUUGACGGUAGGACAAGGAAUGGGAAGUAUUGAGGAGAGUACAGAAGACCUGACAGCUGUAGAGUUAGAAUCCGACGUUAUAGAAGUGCAAGCUGCAGAGCAAUACUCGAACGUCAACUCGAAACCCCCCAUUUCCCCCUCCUCCUCAUCAAGUCAAGACGACAACCCUAAGUCUCCGCUUAUUGCAAACAAUCAUCAGUCAUCACUAACUAUCGAGGUGCCGCCGCCCAUCCUCCGCGCCGACACGUUGGACUUUCCGCCGUCGUCGCGAUCGCCCCGCGUUCGGCCCGAAUCAAAUUACUCUCAGUCGAAUAUGCAUCCCGCCGAAACGGUACUGUAGCUCCAUCCCAACAACUUGUCCUUACACCUUCUUGCUCCCUUUUUGAUAAAUUAUUUGUGAUCUGUACAUAUUUAAUAAUUUAGAAUACACCCGGCUCCGUAUGUGAUAAUAUGUGACUACAGUUUUGCAAAUAUUCUCCUAUCAGUUAGCUAUAUUGUUUAGCUUUAACAACCAAAAACUCAACCGAAUUGAUAUAGAUCUAUUAGAUUUUCAAGAUUUUCAAGAGUAUAGAUGCAUUGGAUUGAUGCAUUAGAUUGAUGCAUCUUGAAUUCUUAGUGUUAGUUUUAUUGAAAUCAAUUUUUAAAACGUAUCCAUUGCUAUUCUGGGUAAAAACGUGAACAUAAAUAACCGUUACCACGUUUCCAAAAUUUGGUAUUUGCUUCUUGAUGAUCUACGUUCACAUUAAAAUUUCUUUAAAUUUUUAUUAACUCCGUUCCCCGAAUUUUACUCACUUGAACAUAGCUUGUUAGGUUAAUUUUAUCAAGUUAAUAAAUUAUAUAACUGAAUAGAAUUAAGUUUAGUCGAAAUGGCUGGCUAUGUUCGAGUAGUACAUGUUUUGAUCUAGCUAGUCAGUGAAAGAAUGUGCGAUGUAAAAUGUAAGGACGGGUUUUGCCUGACCUUAAUUUCGACUGAUUACAUUUUUACAAUUAACUGUGGACCAACUGGGAACUGCAAUUCCAAAGAAUGAAAUACUAUUGUCCAUUUAUUUUGUUUUGUAAUAAUAUUUUACUGUUUUGUUAUUUUUACAAUAUUUCAAAUUUCUGGAAACCGAACCAACGUGU